UGGGUCGUAUCGCGUGUCGCUUUUCUCUCACAAGGUCUUAAGUAAUACCAUAACCACUAGCACAAAAACAAUCGGUGCCCUUAGGAUUCUGCAUCAACGGCGUUGUUCCUUUUCCUUUCCAUAAUUCAGAGUGUUUCUGUUUGAAAUACCAUCCCUAGUGUCGGUAUGGUGGCCUUGUUACCUCAAGAGAAUGUGGUUCCCUUAGUGUCUCGAACAGGAAGACAUUUGCAGCGUUACAGCAAGGGUCGUCGCCUAGUUGUCGGAUGCAUCCCUUACCGAUAUAAAACUUCCUUGGAUGGGAAAAACCAAGGACUGGAAGUCCUCGUCAUCAGUUCACAGAAAGGCAAAGGAAUGCUAUUUCCCAAGGGAGGUUGGGAAAUAGAUGAAUCCAAGAAGGAUGCAGCUUCUCGUGAGACUCUAGAGGAGGCUGGUGUACGAGGCAUUGUUGAGCCUGAAUUGGGUAAAUGGAAUUUUAAGAGUAAGACACAUGACGCCCAUUAUGAAGGGUACAUGUUCCCUUUACUUGUUCAAGAGCAGUUAGACAUCUGGCCAGAGAAGAAUGUUCGUCAAAGAGAAUGGAUGAGUGUUGAUAAAGCUAGAAAAGCAUGCCAAUACCCAUGGAUGAAGGAAGCAUUAGAUAUACUAGAACAACGUCUCCUGUCUCAGCACCAACUCGAUGAGGAAGAAGUUGCCCCUUGUUCCUUAUGUUAGCCCAAGAUAUCAAGCUGAUUUGUAAAUAGAAAAUUGUGCCAGAGCACAAGAAGUUUGCAGUUAGACCGAAAUUAAAGAUCGGCACGAAGGAAUACAGAAAAGAACAAAUGAGAACAUUCAGGGUCCCUUCAGAACUGAAGCUUGUUAGCUUUGCCCAAGGUCAUUCAGGCCCAUAACUCCCUCCAUUUUAGCAUGCAGUUGAAGCUGUGGCUACUAUCUCCAUUGGGAUGUCCAGUUAUGUUACUUAGCGUCUGCAAAUAUGUUGAACAAUGUACAAUAUAGUUACUGAAAAUAAAAGACUGAAUGACUAAUGGAUUUGGUUUCUUCAAA
Theobroma umbraticum is the source of this 1041-nucleotide messenger RNA. RefSeq names its product nudix hydrolase 18, mitochondrial-like. The record is from RefSeq and is a predicted model, not a curated record. Gene Ontology annotation, molecular function: pyrophosphatase activity. Lineage: Eukaryota; Viridiplantae; Streptophyta; Magnoliopsida; Malvales; Malvaceae. Gene Ontology annotation, cellular component: nucleus; cytoplasm.